AUGGCGGCCCCUUCCGCGCACCACACCCUGGCCCACCUCCAGUCCUCCGGGCUCCUUCCGGCCCAGAUCGGGCUGUCCCGGCAGCCGCGCCUGCGGCCGCACCUUCGCCACCUGCGCGGGCUGAUCUACCCCCUGCCGUACUACGCGAUGUGGCGGGGGAACCACAACGCCUACCAGUACAACCUCGCCACCCCCGCCUCCUGGGGGGAGGGCCAGACCGCGGCCUCCUACCACCAGCACUUCGCCCACGCCAAGUGCCCGACCGAUUACGGCCGCGGCGGCCGCGAGUUCGCCUAUUUGGCGGUCCGCCAGGGCCGACUUCGGCAAAAGGCGCUGCCCCGGGUGCGGUAUAUCGCGCCGGACUCCACCCCGCGCUGGGUUUUCAAGUCCUGGCAUCAGCCCCUCGCCUCGCCCACGAUGUGGGAGCGGGAGCUGCAGUACCCCGAGCAUACCCCGGCCCACCUCGGCGCGACGCGGCCCCUGGCGGUGAUGGCCCCGCGGGCCCUCCACCGCCAUUUGGUCUUAAUGCACAUGGCCCGCAUUAACGUCACGGUCUCGCCCUUUUUGUUCGGCUUCGGCCAGACGCUUCAGACGGCGGUGUUGGAUUUUUACCGGCGCGCCCUCAGCGCCCGCGCUCCCUUUCCCAACGACAAGAUCUUCCUCUAUUACGCGGUGGAUCUCAUCACGCCGCGGAUUGAGGUGGUUUGGCUCGACGGGGAGGUCUAUGUGCCCCCCAUUAUGGAGGGCGUGGGGGCGAGCGAUCUCAUUCAGAUGGUCAUGGAGCAGGCCUGGCUGGCCGGCGACCGCAUGAGCGCCGCGGGCUUCCCACUCAACCCAAUCGCCAUCGACGAUUAUAAAUGGGAGGAGCUGAUUGUGUUUAAAAAGAAGCGAGCGAAGGAGGCCGCGAAAGGCUCCGGUGGAUCAGGGGGGAAGAAAAAGUGA
Phytomonas sp. Hart1 is the source of this 942-nucleotide messenger RNA. Lineage: Eukaryota; Euglenozoa; Kinetoplastea; Trypanosomatida; Trypanosomatidae. The record is from the annotation of a GenBank genome assembly.